AAAAAACUCAAAUCAUCCAUGAAAAGAAAUCAACAAGCGCAUAUCUUCCCCUGCAUCGAACCAAACCGUCGGAUUCCCACGCAUUCAACUCUACCGUUACAACCCGUACGAAAAUACCCGUAUAUAUAAUUGAGAUGCCAAGCCUAGUUAGAGAGACACCAUAACAUAUCAACGUUGUUUUCCCUGUACUUGAAAUGGCUCAGAACCAAUCUCACAGACAAUCACAGAAACACACACAAAACAGAGAAAGAGAAAAGACUCAGCUAGAAGAAGCACAUUAAAAAGAAACAGAAACACCACCCUUUUUAUAUCACUCCAAACACAUUCUAUCUUUCCUCAUCACUUUCUUUUCUCUUCCUCCCUUUCAAGCUUUUCAACAAUCCGAAACUCUUCAAAUUCGAACCCGGUUCGGUUCGGUUCAAUCAUGGAGCAAACCACACUCGACUCGUUUCAGUUCAACGAAGAAAUCCAGGGACUCAUGGCUCCGGCGCCGGAAUCCGCCAGCUCCUUCACCGCGCUUCUCGAGCUGCCGCCCACGCAGGCCGUCGAUCUCCUCCACUCGCCGCCUCGCCACGUCAGCAAUCCGGAACACCAUACGUUGAGCGAGAAUUUGACCUUUCUUUCCAACAACGCCGCCAGAUUCUCCGUGUUCGCCGCAGGAAACUCGCCGCCGCCGCUGCAAGUGAAGCGUGAGUCGCCGGAGACCGAUUCAAACCCGAGCUCGGCGCAAGGCGGUGGCUACGUCUCUGAUCCUGCCGUCGAGAACAUGAACCCGAAGUGCGUCAAGAGGAAGGAGCGAGAGAAGAAGGUUAAAGUGUCGUCGAAGAAGAGCAAAAGCGCCAUCGCAGCCGACGAUAGAUGCGGCGGCGAUGGCGACGGCGACGGCGAGAAGCUUCCGUACGUGCACGUUCGCGUUCGUCGAGGUCAAGCUACUGAUAGUCAUAGCUUAGCAGAAAGGGCUAGGAGAGAGAAGAUAAAUGCUCGGAUGAAACUUUUACAAGAGCUAGUCCCUGGUUGCAACAAGAUAUCAGGAACAGCAUUGGUUCUAGAUAAUAUCAUCAACCAUGUGCAAUCUCUGCAGCAUGAAGUGGAGAUUUUAUCAAUGAAACUGGCAUCAGCUAACCCAAUAAUUGAUUUCAACCUUGACAGCAUAUUGGCUACCGAAGGCGUGUCCCUAACAGAUAGUAACUUCCCCGCCACAGUUGCGCCCAUCGCAUGGCCCGAAAUCCCUCUGAACGAAAACAGACAACAUUAUCAGCAAUCAUGGCAAUUCGAUGCAUUCCACCAACCGCUUUGGGGUAGGGAAGAAUACAACCCUAAUUUUAUGACUCCUGAAAACUCGCUUUUGAGUUAUGACUCAUCAGUAAAUUCAGUAUCUCUGCACUCAAAUCAGUUAAAGAUGGAGCUCUGAAGGAGUGCAGAAGCGGCGGUGCUAGUAGAAAUUAGCCCAGUAGAGUAUAUAUCAAAUAUAGUCUUUGGAAUCAGCCGUGAUUUGAUCAGCCACAAAAAUCAGCAAGGUUUCUUUGUUUUCUUGUCUCAGAAUCAGUUGGAAACCCGGAUUCUAUUCAGCCUGCAAGGAAAAGUCGGCAUGCUAUGUCUAAAUAAAAUAUAUUACUAUCACUAUGUACACUAAUUAUAGGGGCCAUUCAAUCGAAGGCGAUUGACUGACUCAGAUUGUAAAAUCAUUGAACGGACUGUUAGUGAAUUACCAAGGAAGUUUGUUGCUUUGUUCACUAGAUUGUAAUUGGAUGGCUGGUUCUUACUGAAUAUAUUCCUGAGCAAGCUACUCUGAAUUUUAAUGAUGGCCAGUAUUUUCAUUAUUCUGUAUCUGUAACAAAGCCAUUAAUCUUGUUAUUUGUUGA
This is a messenger RNA of Lotus japonicus, 1862 nucleotides long. RefSeq names its product transcription factor bHLH48-like. Bases 425 to 1411 code for a protein of 328 amino acids. The transcript is spliced from 7 exons. The record is from RefSeq and is a predicted model, not a curated record. Lineage: Eukaryota; Viridiplantae; Streptophyta; Magnoliopsida; Fabales; Fabaceae. Gene Ontology annotation, biological process: regulation of DNA-templated transcription. Gene Ontology annotation, molecular function: protein dimerization activity; DNA-binding transcription factor activity. Gene Ontology annotation, cellular component: nucleus.